UAACAUAACAGAUUGUCCAGUCCAAAAGUGUCCCAAGAAGAGAGAGACCAUUACUAGAUCCAGUCAAAUGGAGCGAAGGUUGCUAGAAGCAGCUCAAAAGGGCAAUAUCGAAGAGCUGAAUGACUUGAUCAGAAGCAAUGGGCUCAUCCUCGAGGAGAUGGCUCUCGAAGGAGCCGGUCACACGCCGCUGCACGUCGCUUGUCUGGCCGGCCAUUUGGAUUUCGUCCGAGAGCUCCUGAAGUUGAUGCCGAGGUUCGCCGAAAAAGUGAACGCGGAUGGCUUCAGUCCGUUGCACAUCGCGGCAGCUCGAGGUGAUGUUGAGAUCGCGAGGGAGCUCUUGAGAGUGGGUCAACACCUGUGCUUUGUGAAGGGAAGGGAGAGACGAAUCCCUUUGCAUUACGCUGUCAUAAACGGGGAGCUCGAUGUCAUGAAGGUGCUGCUCUCCUCUUCGCCCGAGUCUGACGAAGAGACAACAGCCAAGGAGGAGAGAGCAAAAUAUACUGGAGUUUCUGCUGCUUCAAUGAAACUAUCUUCAUUAUCUCCAAAGACAUUCAAAUAA
Syzygium oleosum is the source of this 559-nucleotide messenger RNA. RefSeq names its product ankyrin repeat-containing protein BDA1-like. Bases 68 to 559 code for a protein of 163 amino acids. The transcript has a single exon. NCBI's taxonomy places the organism in Eukaryota, Viridiplantae, Streptophyta, Magnoliopsida, Myrtales, Myrtaceae. The record is from RefSeq and is a predicted model, not a curated record. Gene Ontology annotation, molecular function: protein binding.